UUAGUUGUUAGUUUUUUACAUAGAAAAACAGUUACUUCUUAUUCUACCCGGGCUUCCACUGAACUUGCUUUCCAGAGCUCAGAAGCCCAGUUAGGGUUCUUCAUUUGCAGAGACAGAGAGAAGGAGAGAGAAAGACUCCCUCCCUCUCUCAAGCGCGGGACUUUCAUAUCGCAGAGAACGAGUCUCUCUCUAGCGCGGGAUUCAUAUUUUAGCGGGAGGUUUCAUUUUAGUUGAGCGGGAACAAGCAAAGGAAGCCUCUUCUUUCUGGUUCUUGUCACCAUGAAUUCAUCCCUGAACUCAUCUCAGUUACAGCCACCUUUGGAUAAUUGUGAGAAAGAUAACAGUAUUUUGUUGCGCCUUCCAUCUACUGCCAAAAGUGAUCCGUUGUUUGCAAAAAAGCAGAACAUGUUACUUUCAAGGAGUAUUCCUCUUCAGUUUCAUAUCCCAUUGUUGGCUUUCUCACCUCCCGGGAAAGAGCUCAAUGUUUUGGAUGAAAUGAUUCGAGCAGCAAGGAUCCUAUCACUGAAUGAGACCGAGCUGUACUUUGUUGAGGAUGAUGACUUAGGCCCAUUCAGCCCUAUGAAUGAGCUCGAAUCUCUCAAUUUGGUAUAUUCAGUAAUAAAUGACUUGCUUCACAGUGUUACCGGUAAUGAAAAGGAAGUACUAGUUGCCUUAAGGAAUGCAAUUGUCGACAAUAUCGCGUCUUAUGGAACUGAGGCCACAAACGGAGGCAAAAUCAAGCAAUGUGCUCCUAAACCGGAGAUGCAGCUUCUAGAGUGGGGAAGAAGCCUGGGGGUGAAAACAAAGUUGCAGAUAGCUGAAUUUGAAGAUAUGGGAAGAGGUGCAAUAGCUGUUGAAAACAUGGAUAUUGGGGAUGCUGCCUUGGAAAUCCCCGUCUCUAUCAUAAUAUGCGAGGACAUUGUUUAUGAUUCUGACAUGUUUAUGGUGCUGAAAGAAAUAGAUGGGGUAACUUCUGAGACAAUGCUCUUGCUGUGGAGCAUGAGAGAGAAGCAUGAUGCCAGCUCAAGGUUCAAGCUUUACUUUGAAUCAUUGCCAAAAACAUUUAAUACUGGGCUCAGUUUUGGGGUGGAUGCCCUUAGUGCAUUGCAGGGAACUCUGCUGUUUGAAGAGAUUUUGCAAGCGAAAGAGCAUAUACGCGAGCAAUAUGAUGCAUUAUGUCCAGCUUUAUGCAGUAGUCAUCCCAAUAUAUUCCAACCGGAGUUUUAUACUUGGGACCAAUUUCUUUGGGCUUGUGAGCUAUGGUAUUCCAACAGCAUGAAAGUUAUUUUCCCUGAUGGCAAGUUGAGGACAUGUUUGAUUCCCGUCGCUGGUUUCCUCAAUCACUCGCUGUACCCGCACAUCCUGCACUAUGGUAAAGUAGAUGCAGAGAUAAACACCUUAAGAUUUUGUCUAUCAAGACCAUGCAACAAAGGGGACCAGUGUCAUCUUAGUUAUGGGAGAUUUGCUAGUUCUCAUCUUGUGACCUUUUAUGGAUUUUGCCCAAGAGGAAACAACCCUUAUGAUGUCAUUCCGCUGGAUAUUGAUGCCCCUCAAGAAUCUGAUUUGGAUGUGGUUGAUGACGGUGAUCGCAUAACUCACAUGGUUCGAGGAACAUGGCUUUGCAAAAACAAACUGCUCAAUUAUGGGUUGCCAUCUCCUUUGUUGGUGCAUCUCCGAUGUGUUUUGCUAGACAACAAGAAUGUCAACUCACCUACUCGAACUCAAGAAACCCAAGUGAGUCUCUCUCCUUACACUUACAAUAGUGUUGUCACUGUGACCAUCUAUAUUGUAAUACCCAUCUUUCAUUGCUUCUGAAACACAACUGGUUUUUGAGUGUUGAAACGUGAUGGUGAUAUAUCAGGCCAUUCAGUGGGCCAAGUGUAUUGUAGUAAUCAGGUCUAAUUUUUCCUUUUCACUACUAACUAUUUUGUUCCUUGAUAUCUUUUUGUGUGUGUGUGUGUGUGUGUGUGUGUGUGUGGUGGUGUGUGU
Amborella trichopoda is the source of this 1989-nucleotide messenger RNA. The record is from RefSeq and is a predicted model, not a curated record. Lineage: Eukaryota; Viridiplantae; Streptophyta; Magnoliopsida; Amborellales; Amborellaceae.